AUGGGCACAGCCUGGAACCCCCACGGCAUCGGAUUGCGGCUCCUCCAAGCAGUUCGGCAGGUCCCACAGAAGAGGGGAGGCAAGUCUGCGGUGAUUGCGCCGCUUCUCGGCCUGCUCUUGGCAUCGGAUGGCCUCGUUCUCCAAGUGGUGCCCGAUGCGCUGCUGUCACAAAGCUUGGCGAUGACGCGGGCCCUCUUCGGUCAGGCCUUCUUCCGGCCCGUCUACCACAUUGGCUUUGACAGAUCCGACGCUACCGGCAGCUCGGCGUAUGCCCUGCUGCGGAAGGUGACGACGGCCACGAAGCAGCAUGCGGCCGUUUGCUCCACGGCCUCCUCCAUCAAAAGCUGCGUCCUGGCCUUCGUGGAAGCCGAGAUGAAGCUGAGCAGGCUAAAGACAGCACCUUCCGGCUCAGCUCGCAAUGCCCAGCAGUGUCUAGAGCUGGCCUCCAAGCUCGUCGGCGUCGACACCUCCCCCGAGAAAGAGCUGGAUUUCACCAGCCUCUGUCUUGCCGGUGUUCUGGCGACGUUCCAGUCGAGCGUGGGUGUGUUGGACGAAGUGGAUCUGCUCCUGCAUCCCCUGAUGUCGGAGCUGAAUUUCCCGGUCGGCGCCCGGGAGCCCCUGGACCUCUCCCCGGAGCGCUGGGAGUUGCCAAUGCAUCUCCUGCAGCCUUUCCUCUGCCUGGAGGCGGAGGUAGGCAGCGAGAGCCCUGCCUGGCAUGAGUGCCGCCAGGCGAUCGACAUGGGCAUAAAGCAGCUGGCCCUGCGCGACAGCCCCCAUGUGGUGCUGGUCAUAGAGGACUUCUACCACACUCACCUCGAGCCUCCUUUGCGGUCUUGGCUGUGCCAGUACUUCAGCGCCCACGCUGCCUUUCAAGCGGUCGGCGGCACCCCUCAAGCCAGGCAUGAUUGGCUCUUGGCCGCUCUGGGGGAUCCCGCAGCUGGUGGAAAGGAUCGGAAUCGGGCUAGCCAGCUGCUGGUUCUGGGGCGUGAUUGGUUGAGGCAUACGCUGCCUUUUGUGCUGGCCAAAGUGAACCGCGUGCAUUAUGGGCUCCUGCGACGGAAGGACACUGCAGACCUCGAAGCACGAGGCUACCCGGCUCGAGGCACUCGUCUGCAGAUGGCCGUGCCAUUCACUGGUCUCGAAACGCCCUCCAUUGCAUCGGAGUUCGCAAACCCAGAUGUGGCAAUUGGGCUAACGAUCCUGGCCUUCGGACACGAAGGCAUGCGGCGCAGCGAUGUGAAGACCAUGCUCUUGCUGCUGAAGUCCGACCUUCUUCGGGAUGUGGGGACCCCAACAGUUCAGCGCCAGGCCUUCCGAAGCUUCCAGGCCUGGACAAGGGCGGAUCCCUCAGAUGACGGCUUCGACUCCGGUGGAGUUCUGCCGUUGGACCUGAUCCAGCCCGAUCCCGCCUCCAUCCUGACUCUGAAGAGGCUCUGGGCUCGAAAAGCACCGGUGUAUUUAUACUACCUCCGCCGGGAGAUCUUUCCAAAGGCCACGCCCUCUCAGACCAAGAAGCUGUCGGCGUGCGCACAGGAGCUUGCUUCGCCGGUGUUGUUCAAGGUGCGCCUGGGCUUCUCUGGAACCCCUACCAACAUUCUCCCCUCGAGCUUGCCACCCGUGGAGUUCGACGGCGCCACGGACGGGAAGACCCUGGCAAUCCUGUCAUCACCGCACCUCGUGACCCUUCAUUGCCUGAAGCCUGGCUGGACGCCGCAGUCCCUAUUGGGGUACGUGGCCCAAAGGCGCCCGCACUUCUGUGCUUUGAUCGACACGGCCGCUUUGCUCUGUGGCCUGGAAAACGAAGAGGUUGCCAGGUGGCUCAUGGACAGCCCCCUCACCCAGGGAGAUGGCAAGGAGGGCUGCAUCUUCCUCGCCCGCGGCACCGACCUGCCCAUGAUCCUCCUGAAGGGCGCCGCAGCCGCAGUGCCUCUGGAGGAUGCCAGCACCCUUCCGGAGAAGCGGUUCUGCUACUUCGAUCAGCCCCACACCACGGGCAUCGACAUCAACCAGCCGGCGCUCGGAGUUGCUGCCAUCACCAUGGGAAAAGACAUGAGCAUCCGGGAGCUGCAACAAGGCGCCUGGCGCAUGCGCGGCCUGGCCCGGGGUCAAACCCUCGAGAUGAUUCUGCCAGAAGAUGUUGCGGCUUACAUGCGAAGUGCUUUGCAAGACCCGAGAGCGGUACCUCCUUCGAACAGCUCCCGUGCACUGCAAGACAUCCAGGCCUGCCUCUUGAUGCGCUCCUUGGAUCAGGAGGAGCUCCAAACUCGCCAGCUCGUGCGCCAAGACUUGGGCCACACCUGGAAGUCUCAGGCUUUGAAGGCUCUCAUGAGCGGCGGCCCCCGAAAAGAUCACGUGGAGGUGCUACUGGAAACCGUAAGUUCCGGUGUGGUGCAGCGGGCGCCCCGGACUCUGCAGGCGGCUCUGCGAGAUUUGGCAGCUCCCUUCGUGAAGGCAGCGCCGGUGGCCGCGGCUGUUGAGAGGGCGGUGGAGAGGGCCUUGCAACUCUUGGGCGAUCUCCCAGAGGACCUUGGAUGCGGAGGGGGGGAAAUUGUGCGUGAACAGGAGCAGCAACAGCAGCUGGAACACCAGGUGGAGUCAGAGAAGGAUACUUCAGUCAGCCGGCCCCACAUCGGUGAGAGCCGCAUGUGGGAGCUGCAGCAGAAGAUGGAGCAGAUUCUGAGCGCCGUCAUCGGCGGAGACAAGAUCCAAAACAUCCAUUUAUUGUCCUUCCCAUCGAUGGCCGACGUGGCGGACGUCUUGAAAGCAAUGGCCGCCAGCGGCUCGGCCAAGGAAGCAGCCAAGGCACUGGAAGCCCGAGGUCGUUUGGAUGGGCUUCGGCUGCGGUUCUCUCCAAACUGCCGCAUCACGGAGGAUCUUCCGAUACUUCGACCUGCCUUGGUGGCUCUCCAGCUCUUUAACAGCACCAAGGGGUUUACGUCCACACUGGCCUUGUCACUCAGCGAGGCCGAAAGCAUCCGCUGGAUCCUGCAAAGCUCAGCACACGAGUCCAGCGAGUCCAGCCACGGCUUUGUGCUGCACACGAUCUCCGAAGCCCCUAUGUUCGAAGCUCCGGAGACCACAAUGGAAGAGCACCACGUGCUUUGCCGGAACCGGACGUUUGCUGUCCCCCAGGCUGCCAUCAGCUUCCUGCGCUUCUACCUGGGUGAGUCCUGGUUCUCGGAGCACGAAGUGCGCUGCUUGCAGGACAUUGUCGGCAAGUCCAAGCAGGACUUCCAGCGGCUGCGCUCGGCGGCCUUCAGCGCCCGGCGGGUCGGGGGAUCGGCGGACUGGUCCUCGACGCCCCUGGCGGCGGUCCUCGGAGACCGAGAUCUCGCAACCGGAGUUGCGAUGCCGCCAGUGGGCCCGACGUACCUGGAACGCUACAGCAGCGUUGCCUUGGCAGGGGGCCGCGACUUUGUGGAGACCUAUACAAGGCAGCAGCCCAUGGCAGAAAAAGAUUCUGCGGUUGCAGAUGCAGACGAAUGA
This is a messenger RNA of Symbiodinium natans, 3486 nucleotides long. The record is from the annotation of a GenBank genome assembly. Lineage: Eukaryota; Dinophyceae; Suessiales; Symbiodiniaceae.